This is a messenger RNA of Coniophora puteana RWD-64-598 SS2, 1371 nucleotides long. RefSeq lists its product as uncharacterized. Bases 183 to 1220 code for a protein of 345 amino acids. The record is from RefSeq and is a predicted model, not a curated record. The transcript has 5 exons. Lineage: Eukaryota; Fungi; Basidiomycota; Agaricomycetes; Boletales; Coniophoraceae.
AUGGGGAAGAGAGCUUCGGCUGUGUAGGGCUGUGUGCGUUCGGCAGCUUAGCGCUUAGCGAUGGGUUUAUCAGGAAGAGAUGAUGCCUUCGUGCAAGGCUUUUGCUUUCCAUUCUUCCCAGACGACCCCCUCAUCUCAAACUGCGUCGGCUGCUUCAGCCCAGACGAGACAGAUUAUUCGCUAUGGCUAGCGCGGAGCUUGUGUUCGAGCGUUCGUUCUACAUCGGCGUUGUGAUGACCUCCAUCGUCUACGGCACACAAGCGAACAUGUUCCUCCGGUCACUGUAUUACAUUGUCCAGGAUCCGCGGCGGACGCGAGAACAAAUUAUCUACGUCGCAUAUGGAGGGCUGGUGCUGCUCGCGGUGACGAUAGUUAUUGUGACAAAAUCAUUUGAAUGGCAACAGAUGUUGGUAGAGAACCCGAAUUACCCAGGUGGCCCAGCAGCGUACCUGGCGGCUCAUGCGGCUUCCUGGGCCGCUACGCUGAACGGAGCGGCGGUCGUGUUCACUGACGUACUCGUCAAUCUCUUUCUGCUCUAUCGUUGCUUUAUCAUAUGGAACUCGGUCGUCUUGAUCUCUCUCUUGCCCGCCUUGGUCUUUCUUGCGGCGACAGGCCUUGGCAUCGCUUCAUUCAUCGAAUCUGCCCUCGCCGCGAACAUCUACACCGGGGUGCCCGCGGAGAUCGGUGUACACUACAUCGCGCUCACCGUCUCCUUCAACGUCCUCGUCACGCUUCUCAUCGCCUUGCGCCUCCUCCUCCUAAUGGACAUCCGUAUGCGCGACGCAUUUGCGAGCGUGCCCACAUACCGGGGUGGAGCUGCCGCAGGGCAGCAACCAUACACGGGAAUCGCCACCAUGCUCAUCGAGAGCGCGUCGCCGGCGGCCGCAGCCGGAAUCGCGUUCAUCGUAUUGUAUGCCAGGAGAUCCGGAUUCGAGUAUACGCUCAGCCAGCUGUGGGCUGCCUUCAUGGCACUCACUCCCCAGCUGAUCAUCCUGCGAGUUACAAUGGGUCGCGCUUGGACGCACAAAGGGGAGCUGUGUUUCACAGAGCCCAUUCAGUUUGCGCGUAGGACAGAGCGCGGCACUGCAUGGUCGGCUGCCAGUGGAGAUGAGUCAUGGGGGACGGAUGCUAGUCGCAGCAGGAAAGACGAAGAAGGUAUACCGGCUGGGAUAGAUACGGUUGCGCCAGUAGAGCUCAACCUGCGUCCAUCACGAUCGUAGUCUUGGGGGACAGUGAGCUUUCAGACUUGAAACUUUCAUCGACGAUACCAUUGAGAGGUCGUAAUUGAUAUUGCCACAGUUUACAAGGUAUGAAUCGUAAUUGGAGUUGUACAGUGAACAUUGUGUGAAGUACAAGUUGACGUAAGUAGGG